Messenger RNA from Phaedon cochleariae (mustard beetle), 2156 nucleotides. The record is from the annotation of a GenBank genome assembly. NCBI's taxonomy places the organism in Eukaryota, Metazoa, Arthropoda, Insecta, Coleoptera, Chrysomelidae.
GUUGUCAGUCAAAUUGCAAAUGGUAGGGCAUGUAAUGUUGUUCUGAAGAUAAGUUAUAUAUAAAAUUCAGUAAAUAUUCAUUAGCUUAAUAAAAAUCCAAAUAUCACAUCUGAAGCCUAUAAGGUCUCUGCUAUGAGUAAUAAAGAAAAAUUACCAAAGCUUGUUGAUGUAUAUCGUCCGUCGAACCCUGUUGGUAGGAGGCAACUACCACUAGUUGUUGAUGAAAAUUUAACGCUGGUCAUGGAUGUAAAGAGUUCUGGAAUAAUUUGUGAUAAUCAAGUACUGAGAGGGAAGGACCUUGAAGAGUUUGCUUACAAAUGGGGGGUUCUGUCCCCACAAGAGCUUCAGAAUGCUCUGCAAAUCACUAAAUCAGAACUAAUGCAUGUUCUGAACCAAAAUGUACCAUGUGUUGGUUGUAGAAGAAGUGUUGAUAGACUGUAUUACCAGUUAUUCAAAUUUGGUCAUCCUACACUGGACCCUCUAAUUGUCAAGUCAGAUGGAACUAUCACAAUAAAGGAUGACAAACAAGCCUAUCCUAUUCUUGGAUCCAUUUUCCAUGAUCAUUCUGUGCGCCUAGCAAAGCUGAUUGAAAAUCAACCAAAAAGGAACAAAAAGAGUGUCAGGUGUCUCUUACAUUCACUGGAUUCUCAACGCACUAGACCAUUGACUCCUGUUUGGAGAGAUGUGUGGGACUGUAUGAAACCUGAUUGCAAAAAAGAUGUUUGUAUCAUUGAAGCAUCUAGUCUUCACAGCACCUUGGAGACAUACUUGCGCAAGCAUAGGUUUUGUGGGGAAUGUAGAACAAAAGUUCUCAAAGCUUAUACCCUACUUGUUGAAGAACCUGAGCCAACAAAAGAAAAAGGAUAUGUUUCUUCUCUGUAUUCUGGGAUAAAGAGAUGCUUGCCUGAUAAGCACAUCCAUUUACAAACUAAGACUGACUAUAUUACAAAGUUAAUUAGUCGUGCAGAACCUGAACUUUUGGGAAGUCGUCGCGAAAGGCACGCCAAAACAUUGGAGAUAGCGCAAGAGGAGGUGCUGACGUGUCUCGGCAUCUGCAUGUACGAGCGGCUGCACCGCGUCUACAUGCGCAUGCGCGAAGAGGAGUGCACCUGUCAGGUGUUCGCCGCCGUGGCCGUGCACACGCUCAGCCGCAGCUUCGAGCAGGCCGUGGAACGGAUAAGGGGCGUGUCGCAGCUGGAGCUGCUCUACGCGGAGUUCGCUAGGGAGGAGCAGCAGAAGCAGAUCAGGCGGGAGCAGAAGAAGAUCAAGCGGAAGAGGAAAAAGGGCAAGACCGCCGACCUCGAAGGCAAAGAGAACUGCGCCGACUGCUGCGACAACGACGACGACGACGAAGAAGAGAAGGAGUGCUCGUGCCCGAACGACAAGAACGACUCCACCGCCUCUCUGACCUGCUACGAGUGCGAGCAGUUGCAGCCGCCCGAGCAGGGGGGCGGCAGGAAAUGCGGGGGCGGCGAGGACUACGACGACUACGACGCGAAGGGCGGAAAGAGGGGUGGGGGCAAGAAAGAGGGGGGAUGCGAAGGCGAGGGGUGGACGGAGGAGUGCAAGUGCGACAGCGAGGUGAAGGACGGGCGGAAGGGGUUCGCUUGUAAAUGUGAUACUAGACCGUUGGGCUAUUACGGAGACUUCCACGCUAAAAAGGAUCUUGGCUCGAACAGCGACCACUACCACGAUUGCGGCUACUCCUCAGAGAACAACAACGGCUGCUGCGAGACCGGAUCCCUGACCUCGAGCCUGUCCAGUUCUCCGGAAGGCUCGGAGCUCGCCUGCUCCGACACUUGUUGCCAGCAUGACACCGACUACAUAGCGCACUGUAGAUUGUCUUAUGGUGGCAAUGGGCAGCAGCUUAGUUUACAAGAAAUGUUAGAGGUUCAUAGUGAUGAUGACGAUGAGGAAUGCUACAUAACUCCGGAAGAGGUUAGGGAAUUUGAAAGCAACAAUAGGCAAGUUUUUGAAAAACGUCAGGAGUUGAGAGAAACGCUCCAGAAAAGGUUUGCUCAGUUUUGCGUUGAGGGUCCUGUGCCACGUAUACUCCUUCAAACCAAAUAUGCUUCAAAUUGAAUAUAUUUACAUUCUACUGAUUUUUUUCCAUAAUUUUUAUAUUGUUCAGUUUUAAAUUAUACACAAACAGUUGU